Messenger RNA from Dovyalis caffra, 189 nucleotides. NCBI's taxonomy places the organism in Eukaryota, Viridiplantae, Streptophyta, Magnoliopsida, Malpighiales, Salicaceae. The record is from the annotation of a GenBank genome assembly.
GCUAGGUCGAAGCAGCCUGGACCUGGUCCGAUUCGAAACGGCCAACGACAAAAGCUCAUCGCUAUAAGCCUUGACUUACGAGUUAUUUUGGUGAAAAAAGGUUGUUUGGGAUCUAAAAAUCAGCUUCAUUGCUUGUCAAGUGAGAUACGGCUAACCGGAGUCGGAAUACGUGAAACGAUAUCAGUGUGA